AUGGAGCUGGCUUAUUUGUUGGAGUUUCUCAAGAAGCGUUGUGAGGUGCUGGAAACGUGUUCGGCGUUCUCGAAGAAACCAGUGAAUGAACCGAAGAAAGAAGCGGCCAAGCCGGUAGCAGAGAAGCUGAAGAUGCUGCAUACAACAGUGGACAAAAAGUGCGCGAAGUGCUCUAGUGAGCACAAUACGUAUCAGUGCGAAGACUUUAAAAACAUGAGUGUGAAGGACAGGCGAGAACUAGUGCAAAAGGCCAAACUCUGCUUUAACUGCUUACGACCCUCACAUUCUGUGAAAUCGUGCUCGUCGAAAACGGUAUGCCGCAAUAGUGAGUGUAAACAGUGCCACCACACGCUGCUGUGUCCGAUGGUGAAGAAGCCUGAUCAAGUGGUGGCGAAGAAACAGGAAGAAGAUCAGUCGUCGGAAGUACCUGCAAAGGAAGAAGGUGUCGUCGUUGCGUUGACAGCCGGAAUGGAACAAGGCGACAGGAAAUCCAUUUCGUUGCUACCUACGGCGGUAGUGAAAGUGCAGCAGGCGGAUGGUGGAUUCAGUUCGGCAAGGGUGCUGAUCGAUUCUGGGUCGCAGGCAUCACUAGUGACCGAAGCCUGUGUCCGGAAGCUGAAACUGCCGCGGCGUAACGGAAAACUCGUGGUCAACGGACUUGGCCAGCAGGAAGUGGGAACAACACGUGGUUUGGUUACCAUUCGUCUUGCAUCACGGUUCAACGACGCUGUAGUCUUGACCACCGAGGCUUACGUGCUUGGGAAACUCACCACCACAAUCCCAUCCCAACGAUUCAACCCUGCCAAUUUGAAGCUUUUGGAUGACUUGGGAGAUCUUGCCGACCCGGAGUUCAACCGACCGGGUGCUAUAGAUAUCAUCCUAGGUGCAGACGUUUUUCUUGCUCUUCUGGAAGGGGGACAAGUCAAGAACGAAAGCGGCCAAACGGUGGCCCAACGGACGAUCUUCGGGUGGAUCGUCGCCGGACAAUACGACGCGUCUGAAGUUAUCCCCAACAACCACGCCGUCGUCAAUCUGCAUGUUGACAUCGAUCUUAACCGAACCUUGCAGAAGUUUUGGGAGCAGGAGGAGAUGUCCAAAGCAUCACCGCUUACUCCUUCUGAGCAGCAGGUCACUGAACACUUCAGUUCGACUCUGCAACGGGACGAAACAGGACGCUUCAUUGUCAGACUACCCUUUGAUGAUUCGAAGCCAGCGCUCGGCGAUUCCCUCGCUGUAGCCACGAAGCGGAUGCAAUCCAUCGAGCGACGAUUCCAACUGGAUCCCGAGUUCAAGCGCCAGUACACUUCUUUCAUGCACGAGUAUCUAGAACUUGGCCACAUGGAAGAAGUUCCGACCGAGCAGAUACCAAAGGAUGGCAACGAGUGCUAUUAUCUGCCACACCAUGCGGUGAUCAAAUCCGAUAGUUUGACCACCAAGCUAUGCGUUGUAUUUGACGCUUCUUGUGCGUCAUCAUCAGGGGUCUCACUGAACGACAAGCUGCUAGCUGGACCCAACAACAACGCUGAUCUCUUCGCUGUAGCAUUGCGGUUCCGUUCUCAUCGAGUGGCCUUUUGCGCGGAUGUGGCCAAGAUGUACCGCCAGGUAUUGGUGCACCAGGCGGACCGCGAUUAUCAACGUAUCGUCUUUCGUGAAGAACCAGACCAGCCUCUGAAGCAUUACCGACUCUGUACUGUUACCUACGGAACGAAGACAGCGCCAUAUUUGGCAAUCGAAUCCAUGAGGGAAGCAGCCAAACCAUUUGAAGCAGUUUAUCCUAAAGCGGUUGAAGCAAUCAAGUUCGAUUUCUACGUCGAUGAUUUCUUGUCAGGCGCCGAUGACGAGGAGGAAGCAAGUCAGCUGAAGGAGCAGGUGGCCGAAAUCCUUUCGUCAGCGGGUUUCGAACUACGCAAGUGGUCAUCAAACAACGAGAACCUUCUGCCACGUAACGACGAAGACGGAGCUUCACCCGUUCCAGUGAAAAUGUUGAACGACAGCGAAACAGUGAAAGCCCUCGGUAUCAACUGGUACCCAUCCGACGAUGAAUACAGGUUCAAGGUCAACUUUUCUCCGUCCAGCAUUAAUACGAAGCGCCAGAUGAUUUCGGACUCAGCAAGGCUCUUUGACCCGUUCGGCUGGCUGGCUCCAGUAACAGCCAAAAUCAAGAUUCUCUAUCAACACUUGUGGCUCUUCGAUGUUGGUUGGGACGAUCCUCUGCCAGCCAUCGUCGAAGGUGAAUGGCAAGCAGUGAAGCAAAGCUUGUCCCAACUCGAAGCUAUUAGAAUUCCACGAUGCAUCUUCCCUUGUCGUGGUCGGAUUCAACUUCAUGGUUUCUGCGACGCCUCCGAGCAGGCCUACGGAGCGGUGGUCUACGCUAGGACAACCGAUGACAAUGGCAACGUGUCGGUGGUUCUGGUUGCCGCCAAAUCACGGGUAGCACCGAUCAAGCAAAUUUCGCUGCCCCGCCUGGAGCUCAACGGUGCACAUCUGCUCACGGAUCUGAUGCGCCAAAUCACUGAAGCUCUACCACGCGUAGAAGUCGACCAUUGGGCGUGGACUGACUCGAGCAUUGUCCUCCAUUGGUUGGCGUCCCAUCCUCGUAAAUGGAAAACUUUCGUGGCCAAUAGAACUGCUGCCAUACUGGAAUACUUGCCACGAAGCUGCUGGCGCCACGUUUCUAGCAAGGAAAAUCCCGCUGAUUUGGCAUCACGCGGUCUAACGCCGACCGAGUUGGUUGGCAAUCGGCUGUGGUUCCAAGGUGCACCGUGGUUGAAGAACGACGAAUCGGAAUGGAAUCAGAAUCCGCCCCUUGAGGCGGUCGAUGAAGAUGCAAUGGAAGUCAAACGUGUCAAGUCUCUACAUACCACAACGACAAGGGCAGCAACUAGCUUCGAGAUUGAGAAGCAACUGAUCACCAAAUGUUCCAGUUUCUUCGUCCUGGUUCGCUUGUUGGCUUGUGUGCAACGUGCCAUCCACAACUUCAAAUCCUAUGUACGCAAUGAAGCCAUCGACGAUCGACGCACUGGUGAUGCUACACCGGAUGAACUGCAUCGAGCCAAGAUUCAACUUCUGCAAGCAGCACAGCACGACGAGUAUGGUCAAGAGGUAGAACUUCUACGGAAGGGUAAGUCUUUGCAAUCCAAACACAUUCUUUCUCCGUUGCAUCCCUUUCUGGACGUUGAUGGCACCAUGCGUGUGGGCGGCCGUCUGCAAAACUCGGCCCAGCCAUACGAUAUGAUGCACCCCAUCAUUUUGCCACCAAGGCAUCGAGUUACGGAACUACUAGUGCGUGAUCUACACCUGCGAGACCUACAUGCUGGGUCGGCUCUUCUGACAUCAACACUUCGUCAACAGUACUGGAUAAUUGGCUGCCAAACGGUCGUUCGCAAGGUAGUACAAGGCUGCACACGAUGUGUACGUCUCAAGGGAAAAACGGCUGGUCAGCUGAUGGGCAACCUACCGCCGGCUAGAGUACUGGCCACACGAGCAUUUUCACAUGUUGGCGUAGACUAUGCUGGCCCCGUUAUGCUGAAGGCAGCGUGCGUUCGAGGAGUGAAAACCACCAAAGGAUACCUCGCGGUUUUUGUGUGUCUAUCGACCCGUGCGAUCCACCUGGAAGUGGCAAGUGACCUUUCAUCCGACACUUUCCUUGGAGCUCUGAAGCGAUUCAUAUCACGCCGUGGUUAUCCUGUAGAGAUACGAUCGGACAACGGGACCAACUUCGUUGGUGCCGAUCGUAAACUACGAGAGUUCAUGGAGCAAAUUCUGGCCAACAGCAAGGACGCAAGCCGCUAUCUGUCGAACCUAGGAAAAAGCUGGGUUUUCAAUCCACCUUCGGCGCCGCACAUGGGCGGUAUUUGGGAGGCCGCAGUGCGUAGUGUGAAGAAGCAUCUCGUGGCUGAACUUGGAGAAUCGGCCAUCACGUUCGAGCAUUUGUCAACACUGUUGUGCCAAAUUGAGUCGUGCCUCAACUCACGACCAUUGUGUCCGCUGUCCAGUGAUCCCGACAGUGCUGAGGCCUUGACGCCAGGUCAUUUUUUGAUCGGCCAGCCCAUCAACUUGGUUCCUGAGCCCAGCAUGAAGCAUUUGCCAGCCAACCGAUUGGACCAAUGGCAAGAGAUUCAGCAGCAAACUGAACGUGUGUGGAAUAGAUGGAAGGACGAAUAUCUUGCAAGUCUUCAACCUCGCAGCAAGUGGCGUACUGCUCAACCCAAUCUCGACGUAGGCCAAUUGGUGUUGGUGAAGAAUGAUAACGCCCCGCCGGCGCAGUGGGAACUAGCACGCGUGGAGAAGGUCCAUCCAGACUCUUCGGGAACCGUUCGAGUGGUUACAUUGCGCCGAGGUUCAACUGUAUACCAGAGACCGGUUCAUAAGCUUUGUGUACUUCCGUCUGAUUGA
Messenger RNA from Aedes albopictus (Asian tiger mosquito), 4395 nucleotides. RefSeq lists its product as uncharacterized. The record is from RefSeq and is a predicted model, not a curated record. Gene Ontology annotation, molecular function: nucleic acid binding. The transcript is spliced from 2 exons. NCBI's taxonomy places the organism in Eukaryota, Metazoa, Arthropoda, Insecta, Diptera, Culicidae. Gene Ontology annotation, biological process: DNA integration. The coding region runs from base 1 to 4395 and encodes 1464 amino acids.